AUGGUAGUUUUCCCAAUUCAUUUUCCGACUGGAGUAACGUUUCAGUUUCAAGAUCAAUAUUUCCUUAAUACAGGCUUAAUUGUUGUUAUGUCCCCUGAAAGCGUCAUGGACAGUUUGUCUCAGAUUGCAAUGAAAAUUUUGGUUUUCCUCUUGGCGCUUACUGUUCAAGUUUUCAAAACUGAAAGGGUAGAAGAUGUGUUUUAUUAUCAUAAUAGAAUAAAAUGUGUAAAGUGUCCAAGAGGACAUAAAGUUUUAAAUCACUGUACCAAAGAUCUUAGUCAAUCGGAUUGUGUUACUUGUGAGGAGGGUACGUUUGCUGUGAGACUUAGUUCUUCUAAGCUUUGUGGGAAAUGUAAAGAUUGCAGCCACACUUACCAAAUAAUUAAGAAGAACUGUACACCGGAAACGGAUACUGAAUGCAAAUGUCCUGAUAAAGAAUAUUUCUAUCUAGACUAUUGUAAGUCGUGUGAACCACCUAGAAUUAAAAGGGUUCGGGACGAAAAGGAAUAUUGUGAAGAUUGUGAAUCUGAUACUUAUUAUAACAGUACAGUGGAAGAUUGUGUAAAAUGUGAUAUUUGUGCGGGAGAUCAAGAAACCAAGCAUGUUUGUAAUAUAACGCAUAAUACUCAGUGUAAACAACUACCCACCACCAGUCUAUCAACCAUCCCAGAGUCUUCAGUAAUCCCAGUAUCUUCAUCAGAAAAAAAUGGUCAUAGUAUAAGUUAUGGUGGAAUAGCAGGCAUAGGUAUAGGCGUUGCAAUAAUUCUAAUUAUUGGUAUAAGUAUUGGUGUUUUAUUGUGUUUGAAGAAAAAGUCUUGUUUAAGAAGUAAUGCCCAUCGGGUUACAGAAGAAGAAGGAAGACCUCUUGCUGAUAGCAGAAAUGUAGAACUGUUAUCCCAAUCUUCACAAGCGCAUGGUAAUUCGAAUGCGAAGCCUGCAUGGAUGAUUAAAAUCCGAAAGAUAUUGGUAGAUAAUCUGCACCCGUUUGAUUUAUUUGUUGCCGAAUUAGAAAACCCUGAAUUUAACGCACCUGCUAAAUAUGGUCAGUUAAAUGAUACAAAUGUAGAAACAAAAUUCUAUAAGUUUAUGGACAUGUGGUACGAACAGACUAAUGAUCCAAGUCAAGAAAUGAUUAUGACAGCUUUAAAACACAUAAAUAGAAAUGACCUAGUCGAAAAGGUUAAGGAACAACUUGAUAAGACAAGGAAUACAAGGAAUGAUGACCAAUGUGUUUCCUGUGAUAAUAACUGCAAAUAUUCACCUAUACAAGUUUCUGACGAUGGUCAGAGUGGUAUCCCUAAUCAUGAUAAAAUUGACUCAGUGGACAACCUACAAAACACGGUAGAAUCAGUGCACAACACAGAUAUGACAUAUCCAAAUGGAACACAACCCAAAGAAAUCAAUGUGUCUGAUUCGGAUGAAGAGCAGCAGACUAACCUUAAACAACCUAUUGAACCCAUGGGCAUCAAAAAUAGCACGGUUGCAUUGGAGCAAAACAUAACUAAGACAAACCACAAUGGGGCUGACCCACUCGACAUACAGUGCACAGAAAUCGGUGUGUCUGAUAUGGACGAAGAUCAAACUAACCCCAAACAACCAUUUAUAACACACAACACAGCAUCAUAGCAUUCAAAUCAAAAGCAGGCUAAAGUAUUGCCAAUCUAUAAAUCUGGCAAUAAAGGUUUGGCAAGCAUUUACAGACCCGUAUCAAUUCUACAAGCUUUUAGGUGAUAAUUCGUUUAAAUUUUGAUUAAAAACUUAAACUU
This is a messenger RNA of Lottia gigantea (owl limpet), 1766 nucleotides long. RefSeq lists its product as hypothetical. Gene Ontology annotation, cellular component: membrane raft; signaling receptor complex; mitochondrion. The record is from RefSeq and is a predicted model, not a curated record. Gene Ontology annotation, molecular function: tumor necrosis factor receptor activity; tumor necrosis factor binding. Gene Ontology annotation, biological process: signal transduction; apoptotic process; inflammatory response. Lineage: Eukaryota; Metazoa; Mollusca; Gastropoda; Lottiidae. The transcript has 9 exons. The coding region runs from base 1 to 1626 and encodes 541 amino acids.